Molecule: messenger RNA, 1253 nt
Organism: Antechinus flavipes (yellow-footed antechinus)
Lineage: Eukaryota; Metazoa; Chordata; Mammalia; Dasyuromorphia; Dasyuridae
Gene: ARHGDIB
Product: Rho GDP dissociation inhibitor beta
Exons: 6
Coding region: 25-807 (260 amino acids)
Biological process (GO): Rho protein signal transduction
Cellular component (GO): cytoplasm; membrane; cytosol
Molecular function (GO): protein binding; Rho GDP-dissociation inhibitor activity
Source: RefSeq, a predicted model, not a curated record
AUGUCCAAACUUGAAGAUAACUAAAUGAAUCGAAAAGGUUCAGAGGUUCCCAACACCGUCAGGUUGUGGGUAAAUGAAUGUAAAGAAGAAGUUCCUGGCAACAAAAUCAAUGUUCUUGAGAAGGAUAACCAACAACAAAAAGAGAAUUGGUCGAAGGCCAGUAGUUUUGCUAGUAAAUACCUACAACAAAGAACCAAGAUCACAAUGACAGAAAAGGACCCUGAGCCACAUGUGGUGGAGGAGGAGGAUGACCUGGAUGGCAAGCUUAAUUACAAGCCCCCACCUCAGAAGUCUCUGAAGGAGCUGCAGGAGAUGGACAAAGAUGAUGAAAGUCUUGCCAAGUACAAGAAAACUCUACUAGGGGAUGGACCUGUGGUAGCAGAUCCAACUGCUCCCAAUGUAGUAGUCACUCGACUCACCCUAGUCUGUGACACUGCCCCAGGACCAAUCACUAUGGAUCUUACUGGAGAUCUUGAAGCUCUCAAGAAAAAGACCUUUGUGCUAAAGGAAGGAGCUGAAUAUAGAGUCAAAAUUAAUUUCAAAGUGAACAAGGAUAUUGUGUCAGGGCUGAAAUAUGUGCAGCAUACUUUCAGGACUGGAGCUAAAGUGGACAAAGCGACAUUUAUGGUUGGCAGCUAUGGGCCUCGGCUAGAUGAGUAUGAGUUCCUGACACCCCCAGAGGAGGCCCCCAAGGGCAUGAUAGCCCGGGGCACUUACCACAACAAGUCCUUUUUCACUGAUGAUGACAAACAUAACCACCUCACCUGGGAGUGGAAUCUGUCCAUUAAAAAGGAGUGGACAGAAUGAACUCCUUGCUCUUUAUUCCCUUCCCACUCACCCUCUUGCCUGUCGUACUGCUAGUGAAUUAUAUAUUCUAAAACUUCACAGUUAUGUUCUUCUUCCUGUGUGCCCCUUACCCAGGGUCUCCAAACUCUCCAACUAUUCUCAUUUCCACAUGGCACCCUGGGAAAUGUAAUUGGUACAAUUGGCAUUUGGUACAAUUUUGAAGGUAGUCCAGGCCUCUUUUCCUUCUAUGCUGCAAACAAUCUACUCAAUUUCACCACAAAAGCAGAAAGUGUUUAAAUCUAAAUUCCCUUUUACUCCCUUCUCCUUUUGAGAUUCUUUGAAAAUCCCUAAUUUGACCAACAUGAACAUUUCAUUCAGGUACCAUUUACCCUUCCCAUGAGCUAGUGAAUUAUAUAUAGAGAAAGAAAGACAAGAGACAGAGAGAAAGAGAAACAGAGAAACCAAGA